UGACGGCGACGUCCAUAGUCGCGAUAAGGAAACAUUUUAACUUUGCUAAUUCUCUGCCACUCUCUUUCUCCGCCACACAAUCAAAGAUUUGCGUAUGAAACGCAACUUGGAGUAGCCGUGAGAGAUCGCCGUCCGCAUUAUAAUCUUGACUAUAAUCACGGCUUGCCAUUAGUUUAACUAAAACUUUGGAAGUGUAAACAUCAGUGAGAGAAAAUUAAACCGCAAAAAGUACAUCCUCUACGUUAUAAUGGAAAAUUGGAAAACCUAUUUUCUGGGAAUUUACAUAGUGACAACAAUAAUACAAACCGGAAAUGUUUUUGCAAUCUUGUGCAGCCGUUAUCCACAAAACACCUUGGCGCCCAAGGCGCCAGUCGAUGAUAAUUUUGCCAUAACAAUAACGGGCAAUGCCCAGACCUAUUUGCUGGGUCAAACCUAUAAUGUUUCUUUACAAGCUUACAAUGGUCGGCGUUUUAUUAGCGCCAAAUUGGCAUUGGAAAAUGAUAAUGGCGAUCUGGUGAUGAAUUCCAAUUUGGGACAUUUCGAGUUAAUUGACCCCGUCGAGAGUCGUUUCAGUGCCGAUUGUGUGAAUAUGAUUGAGACCACGAAUACGAAUCCUAAAACCCGUUUGGAUAUGGCAUGGGUGGCUCCGAGUGAACCCGGCUUUGGUUGUGUUUUAAUACGGGCCACUGUCAUACAUCAUCGGGAUGUUUGGUUCAUGGAUGAUGGUUUGCUGACGAAACGCAUCUGUGAGGAGGCCGUGGAUGAUUUGGAGUCCCAGAAGAAGGAUGAGGAGGGCAAGGAGUGUUGUGCCUGUGAUGAGGCACGUUAUGAGAUAACCUUUGAGGGCAUGUGGUCACGUAAUCUCCAUCCCAAAGAUUUCCCCGCCAAAGGAUGGCUUGCCAAAUUUAGUGACAUAUUGGGUGCUGCCCACACCUCAGAUUAUCGUUUCUGGGAUUCUGGUGAAUUGGCUUCGUCGGCCAUGCAAGAAUUUGCCGAACAUGGUUCUUCCCGGGGCCUGGAACAAGAAUUCAAUAACUAUUUUAAGGAGAAAAAGAUACGCACCAUUCUCAAGGCCCGUGGUCCAUCAUUUCCCUAUUUGAAUAAUCCCACACUGGCUUGGUUACGUGUGGACCCCUCUAGGCAUCAGCUGUCGUUGGCUUCAAAAAUUACACCCUCACCGGAUUGGAUAGUUGGCGUUGCGGGCCUGGAAUUAUGUCUUGCGAAUUGCACCUGGAUUGAAGAGAAAGUCAUUAGCUUAUAUCCAUGGGAUAUUGGCACCGAUGCAGGACCGUCGUAUACGUCCCCUGACCAACCACAACUACCACCAGAUGUUAUACGGCGCAUGCGUUCUGAUUUUCCAUCGGAUCCUCGAUCACCAUUCUAUGAUCCCACAGGAGCUCCCAUGAAGCCCAUGGCCAUGUUGAAAAUAAAACGUCAAAGAUUGUAUGAAAGGAAAUGUACAGAUGAAGAUUCCAACAAUGCCGACGACAUACCCCGAGAAUGUCAUACCCAUCCCUGGUCCGCUUGGAGUGAAUGCAGUGCCGAAUGUGGUUUGGGUACCAGGAGUCGAUCUCGUGUCUACAAACAACCGGAAGUGGCUAGUAUCUAUAACUGUGAUGAAAUCGUAAUAAAGAGGCAAGUGGAACCUUGUUCGGGCGCAUGUUCAAAAUCCGACAAUCCUCCAUGGCUACAGGAAGAGGAUGAAAACGGUGAAGGGGAUAAUUUACUUAAAUCCCUGCGACCCAUGAUAAAACGGGGAGGAGGACGAUCCAAUGUUGAUUGUGCUGGCCAAUGGUCAGCAUGGUCGGCCUGCAAUGCAACUUGUGGUGUGGGCUUUAAGAUGAGGAGAAAAAUUCUCGAUGCUAGGGCACAAAGAGAGUGUCAGGAAGAGGAUCUUUAUGAAUACGAGAAAUGUUUUGUCUCCAAUGUUGCCUGUCGCCGUUUCAAUGUUCAGCCAGUUGUGGGAGCAACAACUCAUUUGGAAAAUAACUUUGAAAACCCUCAAGAAAAUACUUUGCUUGAUUCAGAGCAUGGAGAUAACGAGAAUUAUCCUUUGAGCUCUUCGGUCACGGAGCCCGAAUUUUCAUAUGAAAGAGUGCCAAACAGUUAUAAACCCAUUGAUGAAUUUGCUGUGGAUACAAAUCUUCCGGAAUACAAUUACAACAAUCAAGAAGAGGAUUUGGUGCCCUCAUAUGGUGGUAUUCAAGCAGAAAACUUAAGACAAGAACCACCUGGACCUUAUAUUUCGAACUAUCAUUCAGAGGGAUUCUAUGAACCCGAAGAAACAAAACGUUUCCAAUAUCUCCGAAGAAACAAUCAGCAAAUUGUUUUGGAUAGAAACCGCAAGGCUCUGCAAUAUAGUCAAAGAAAUGUCCUACCCGGUCAUCCAAAUCUAUACGAUGACACGAAUUCUCUUCUGCUACAAUCCAUACCGGUCCACUGUUAUCAACCUCUCUCCGUUGUGGAGUGUUCAGAUAAUCGUGUGAUUUCCAAUUAUUGGUUUUAUAACUUCUGUACCGACGAGUGCAUGCUGUAUGCUGCCGAUAUUUGUGAUCCGAAUACAAAUAAAUUUCCCUCAUUUGAGAGAUGUGAACAGCAGUGUGCCAAUCCCCUUCGAAGGUUGCCGAACUUUUUGCGUCGCAAACAAUUGCAAUCACCAUUUUGCCAACGUUUACUUAGGAAUAGCCGAAAGAGAGCUUAUACGUUUUGAAUAGGUUGCAUUUUGAGGUUAUUUUAAGGCUCAGGAAUCUCAGAUAUUUCAGAAUUUGUUUCAUAUUCUUAAAAGUAAUAUUAACAUUAUUAACUACUGCUAAUGUUAAUCUGUAUAAUUUAUUUUAAAUAUUAAUAAAAUUCUUAAUAUUGUA
Musca domestica (house fly) is the source of this 2864-nucleotide messenger RNA. Its product is annotated as spondin-1-like. Gene Ontology annotation, cellular component: extracellular matrix. Gene Ontology annotation, molecular function: serine-type endopeptidase inhibitor activity. The coding region runs from base 248 to 2710 and encodes 820 amino acids. The transcript is spliced from 7 exons. The record is from RefSeq and is a predicted model, not a curated record. Gene Ontology annotation, biological process: cell adhesion. NCBI's taxonomy places the organism in Eukaryota, Metazoa, Arthropoda, Insecta, Diptera, Muscidae.